CCUCCCUUCUCUCUGGACUGCCUGUUCUCCUUGCCGCUGGGCCCCGCCCCUUUCCGGACUCGCCUUCUCGCGCCACGCCCCUUGCAGCAAGGCAGCUCUUCGUGUCCGCGGGAAGUGAACCCCAUGGCAGGAAAAUACAUUGCAUCCACACAGCGUCCAGAUGGUACCUGGAGAAAACAAAGACGGGUGAAAGAAGGCUAUGUUCCCCAAGAAGAAGUGCCAGUGUAUGAGAAUAAAUAUGUGAAGUUCUUUAAAAGCAAGCCAGAAUUACCUCCAGGCUUGAAUCCAGAAGUUCACACACCUGUGGCCCGGCAAACGUCAAAGGGACCUGAGGGUGGCGAGACGGGGCUGUCCAAGACCGCUAAGAGGAAUCUCAAACGGAAGGAGAAGAGAAAACAGCAACAGGAAAAAGGGGAUCAAGAUGCUGAUAACCUGAUUCAGUCUCUAGAGAAAACAACCUUGUCAGCGACACCAAGCAGCUGUGGGGAUGGUAAGCUGGCUGUGUCUGAUGCCAACCCAAGAGCCUCUGCUGGCAGCAGGGAUGUGUCCGCCACUGCCACCUUAGAGAAGAACAAGAAAAUUAAAAAUCUGAAAAAGAAACUACGGCAGGUGGAGGAGCUGCAGGCGCGGAUUGACUCUGGGGAGAUCAAGCAGCCGACCAAAGAGCAGUUAGACAAGCUGGCUCGACGGAAAGCUUUGGAAGAGGAACUUGAGGACCUGGAACUGGAUUUGUAAAGGGUUGGAAUAUCAACUGGACCUACUGUAGUGUGUGUAGGAACAAACCGUCCCCGGGGAAACAUUCUCAGAACGGUGCAACAAAAAGACCAGAAGAUAGUGAUGUCUUCAGCCGUCCCCUUUGUAUCAUUAUUUUAUUUUAUGUUGAUGCUGUCUGAAUUUUUAAAAGUAUUUCUCCCAGCUGUUGAUGUGUUAGCUAUCUAGGACCUCUUUAAGGACAACAGCUUUGCCACCUAGUUCUUUCUAGUUUCUUCCUCCCCUUCCCACCUCCAUUCCUGUUUCAGGUAGGUGACUGAAAUGUUAUUUGGCACAGAGGGGCUGACUUUCAGAGGCACCUGAGCAGGGGGAGCAGUCUGUCUUCCUGUCACUGUAUUAUAUUCAACAUUUUCACGUUCUCUGUAACAGUCACACGGCCUUCCAUCUUCUCUUCCUCCUCAUUUUGGAAAAGGGAUGCAAUAAUAAAAAUUGCAGUAGUGACUUCUGACUCUAGGACAUCUGUGUUUUCCCCCCAAUACACAUUUUUUUAAAAAAGUCUUCUGUAUGAUAUUAGAAAUUUUAUAGGCUUCCCUUUCUUUGGCUGAUGGACGCAGGCAGUGUCAAAAGUGGUUUGUGAUAGAUGUGAAAAAGGCAAAAGGGAGAGUAACUCAGUGAUGGAGAAUAUGUUUUAUACGCAGAUGUUUUGAAGUCUGAUCCCAAUUGUCUUCAGAUUGGAAAAAAAUCUUGAAGCCUUGGGGGGCCACUAUCAAUCAAUCUUAACAAUGUUGAUCUCACUGUGUUCUGGUUUAGCUAAGGCAGCUUCCAGGCUGGGGUUGCAUAACAUGCCACCUGAGGCUAAAAUGGAAUGAUUUGUAAUGCAGCUUGUUCCGAACCUAGACCUUGUCUUACGUUGUGUGAUCCAGACUAUCAAAUUUAAGUAGCCCAAUUUAUUUCCUUAGUUAUAUCUGGACAGCAAAUCUGCUUGACUGCCAAGUGGCAGUAAAAGAUUAAUCUAAUCGUUGCCCUCUAAUCGUUUUCCAGAGUUUUCGCAUCCCAGAUAAAGUCUCCCUGGACAUAGCAAUUGUCUUUGGUUAACUAAGAGCUGGAUGUUUUGUGUGAAUCUGGUCCCCCUGUUUCAUGUAAGGGAUUAUUAGAAAUAGAAUCAAUAAUAAAUAUAUGGAUAUGAUGUGAUCAUCCUCGGUGUAGUGGCCACAGUUCUUAUCACUUUCAUAUAACAGGAAAUUUAAAUUUGGGGAAAAGUGAAAAGAAAGGCAAAAUAAACAGAGGUAUCUUCAAUUUGAAUAAAAGUCCAAGAGUUUCUUAGCCAAGAUAACUAAAUUUUCUCUCUCUCCCUCUCCUCUCUCUCUCAUUUCUGUAUUAGAACAGUGUUCAGCUUAAGACCAAUUCUGAGAAUGGGUUCAUUUAAAACAUAGUGAGGACCAAAUUUUAAGGGAGGAAAUGACCAAUCCUGGGGUGAUCAGAAGCUACACUUAACUUUUGGAGUGAUAGCAAUAAAGUCUACAAAGAAAAGAGCAGUUGUGUAGAAUAUGAAUAACUGUUGUAGACAUGGCCAGGACAAAAAAAAAAUCUGUUUCUUUCUUUUUUCCUUGUGAGAUGUUCUUUGGUGCUGAAACUAUGUUAUUUAUUUAUGUAUUGAUUAAUAUCAUGCCUUUCACCCAACAACUCAAGGUGACACACAACACUCCCUCUUUCUAGUUUUCCUCACAGAUGCCAUUGUGGCUUAAACUGCCAUUUUUUAUAUACCACCUUUCGUGGCAGGAAGCUCAAACUGAGUAACUUAGUUGGAAGAUUUUUUUUUUAAAAAAAAUGUGUGGUUUUAUACACACAGAGAGACAAAGGGUUGAGGCUUCAGAGGACCCUACAGUAUGUGGUAUCUUCCUGGUUUUGGAAAAGAAACUGCAGCUUAAUCAUAUUAUGUCUAGAUAUGCUAAUAUGCUAAAUAUAUUUUCAUCAAUGUCAGAGAUCAGAGAAACUUUCGUGUGUCCAGCUGAAAUGUCUAUUCAGUGUGAGAAAACAAAAUUUAAUUUCAUACUUCUAAUUUAAAUUGAGAGAUAUUUUUCUUUCUGUCCCUUAACUAUGCCUAGCAUGUUGGGCUGAGCAAAGUGCAAUCUCUGACUCAGUCUCUGAGCAAGAAUUGAGGCUUUCCAGGUACCACUGGGUUACACUGAAAUUGCCAAAGGCAGAAGAUGGGAAAGGAGCAAAGGAAUUAAAAAAACUUAGGCUAAAGUUUCAGCCAUGAAAUCAGCGCUGUAGUUCAAAGUUAGUGUCAAGAAAUAGUGUGUACACUGAAUGCCUUUUGUUAGUGGAAGGUAACAUUGGUGUCAGAUUGCACCUCCUGUUCAGGAAGGGGGGGAGCAGCAGCUGCUCCUACAAUUGUGUGAAAACAAAGGAUAUUAACAUUGGCCAAUGCUGGAUUAGGGGUUUUGUUACUUUUGUCCAGCAGGUGGUGCUAAAAGGGCAAUUUUGUAUGCUUAGCUACUUCAUAUACAGUACAUAUACAUACAUACAUACAUACAUACAUACAUACAUACAUACAUAUAAUUUUGUUCUUGAAGCCACGACUUCACACACAUGCUAAUAUGCCUUUAGAUCAGGGGCAUCCAAGCUUUGCAACUUUCAGACCUGGCUGGCUGGGGAAUCCUGGGAGUUGAAGUCCAAGGAUCUGAAAGUUGCAAAGCUUGGAUACCUCUGCUUUAGAUGGACUAGCAAAAACACAUCCCCCAGGGUAGUAUGCGCGUGCACACACACACACACACACACACACACACACAACCCCUAUAUUGAAAUAUUUAUAGGUCCCUUUUUAGGCCAACAUGCCUGGCUAAGGCAUUCAUAUAUAACUAACCCAGAUCCCAUCCCAGACUGAUUUUCUCAUAUUCCUCUAAUCCAGGGGUGUCAAACUCACAACAUCACAUGAUGUGUCAUGACAUAUCGCGACUUUUUUGCCAUUGCUGGCAAUGGGGUGGGCGCAGUUUCGCCAUGACACAUCUGCCCCCCGGGCUGGCAGUUUGACACCCCUGCUCUAAUCCUUAGAUGCAGGUCACUGAGCUCAUGGCUGAGAGUAAAAGAAUAACUGCAUCACUUGGAAAACUAAUUUUGCUUUCCAGGGAGCUACUCAUUGGACAAAUGAGGACUCAGGAUAGUACUGCCUCUACUAGGAUGUGGUCCUGCCUCUACUAGGGAGGAUGUGAGGAACAGGACCCCUUCUAGCAAGCAUGGGUUCCAACUAUCAUCCAACUAUUGUAGCCAAUAGUCAGGAACAUCACUUCUUGUGGUGAAAAUGAAAUGGAGAAAACCACAUGGUUCCCAAAUAUCCUUUAUCUGCUGUUUACCCAGCUGUCUUUUUGUUUUACACAGAAAGAUUAAAGGAUCACCUGGACAAGCUUAGGGAGACAUCAAAAACACAGCUGCUGCUGUUGUUACCCUCCCAUUGUUUCCCUCACGACAAGGUUUGUACCUUUCUCUAAUUUGUACUACGGUAGGAGCAGAAGGUGGCUGAUAGGUUUGGUGAAAUGCAUGUUAAUGAAAACUGUAGUCCCUCCUAGACGAAUUGUCCAGGAAUCGUCCUGGUGAUUAUUCUUCCAAUUCUGUGAUCUAUUUUCCUUGGUCUCUGAUGAACUCUAUUUUCCUUUACCUCGACUGUGCUCCUUGCUAAGUAAUUUUAAACAUAGGGUAACUUUUGAAUGUUCCCCUUGUGGUUUUUAACCUUUCUUUCAAGAAGCUCACUAUCCUUUUGACUUGGAGUCCUUUGUGGCAGGGGGGUGGGUGAGUCAAAAUUCUGUAACUCAAAAGCACAAGUUGACAGGCUUACAGAUUCUGGUUGAAAAAAUAAAGUCAAGUCUUGCAACCUGAAGAAGUUUA
This is a messenger RNA of Crotalus tigris (Tiger rattlesnake), 4593 nucleotides long. It is a transcript of the gene PYM1, whose product is annotated as PYM homolog 1, exon junction complex associated factor. Gene Ontology annotation, cellular component: cytoplasm; exon-exon junction complex. Gene Ontology annotation, molecular function: RNA binding. The coding region runs from base 124 to 735 and encodes 203 amino acids. The transcript has 3 exons. Lineage: Eukaryota; Metazoa; Chordata; Lepidosauria; Squamata; Viperidae. The record is from RefSeq and is a predicted model, not a curated record. Gene Ontology annotation, biological process: exon-exon junction complex disassembly.